Molecule: messenger RNA, 1440 nt
Organism: Penicillium diatomitis
Lineage: Eukaryota; Fungi; Ascomycota; Eurotiomycetes; Eurotiales; Aspergillaceae
Exons: 7
Coding region: 1-1440 (479 amino acids)
Biological process (GO): phospholipid catabolic process
Molecular function (GO): hydrolase activity, acting on ester bonds
Source: RefSeq, a predicted model, not a curated record
AUGAAAUCAAUCGUGACACUCGCGGCCCUGUCGGGCCUCAUGGCAGCCACAUCGGCGCUCCCUGCCGAUCAUAACAGCCGCACGUGGGAAAAGCUGCGCAACAAUCCCACUGAUACGGCAGAAUUCCCCGUACAGAUCAAGCACGUUGUCUACCUCACCCUUGAAAAUCACUCCUUCGAUAACAUUGCCGGUUACUGGGACUUCAACCCCCACAUUGACAACCUGCGCAAGAUCGACUAUUGUAACCAGUACACCAACCCCAACUGGACUGUAUGGGGAGAGCCGCUCGAGAUCUGCGCUGGUCCCUUUGAGACCGAGGUUCCUCUGGUCGAUCCGGAUCACGACUUUGCCGGAGUGACUUAUCAGAUCUUCCGCAAGUGGAACAUCACCAAUGAUGAUGCUCCCAAUAUGGCUGGCUUCGUCGAACGGCAGUCGGAGAAGUACAAGUCGACGCCGGGGGAUGCUGCCUUUGUGAUCAAGGCGUAUGAUCAGAAGAAGACGGCCGUGCUGGCCCAGUUGGCGCAGAACUUUGCCUUUUUCGACGCUUAUUUCGCGGAGCAUCCAGGCCCAACGAACCCAAACCGACAAUUUGCCACCUCUGGGUCAACUUGCGGCUUUGUUGACAAUACUGACCAGUCUGCUGGAUUCUGGAACAAUGUCACGGGCACCACUUGCGCCACUUCCAUCUUCGAGUCGUUGAGCAAGAAGAAUGUCUCCUGGAAAAAUUACUACGAGACAGACAUUGUCGAUGCCUUCAUGUACAAGUGGGUUCAAGACAACGCAAUGGAUCAUCUGGCCCAUGCCGAUGAGUUCUACCGUGACUUGGAACAGGGCACACUGCCAACAUUCUCCUACAUCAACCCUGAAUGCUGCACGGUUGACUCGAUGCACCCGACUAGCUCCAUGGCUCCCGGUGAACAGAUGGUGAAGCACCUGUACGAUGCGAUUCGCCGGUCCAAGUACUGGGAUAAUGUUCUUCUCAUCAUCAACUUCGAUGAGCACGGUGGCUUCGCCGACCACGUGCCCACUCCAAUCAACGUACCGCAACCCGACGACAAGAUAAGCUUCACCGGCAAAUCCGAGGGCCGUGCCGUGACAUACGAUUUUACUCGACUGGGAGUCCGAGUCCCCGCCUUCCUCAUCUCCCCCUUCAUCUCCGCCAACACAUUGAUUCACCACGACGGUACCUCCUACGCCGACGACAGCGCCUACACCCACAGCUCGAUUCUGCACUUCCUCCAAGAGCUUUGGGGUCUCGAAGGUCUGAACAACCGUGUACAGUGGGCCAAGACUUUCGAGCAUGUGUUCAAGGAUCAUAAGCGGGAUGAUGCACCUGAGAAGUUGUUGACUCCUAGCUGGGAGGGAGGCAGCAACCAGCCCGAGCCCAAGCCCUUUUACAAGUUGAACCAGGACUACAGCUACUAUGCUAGUCUGGAUUGA